Labrus bergylta (ballan wrasse) is the source of this 3227-nucleotide messenger RNA. RefSeq names its product ST3 beta-galactoside alpha-2,3-sialyltransferase 5 (gene st3gal5). Lineage: Eukaryota; Metazoa; Chordata; Actinopteri; Labriformes; Labridae. The record is from RefSeq and is a predicted model, not a curated record. Gene Ontology annotation, molecular function: lactosylceramide alpha-2,3-sialyltransferase activity.
AGACUAACUGGUCAUCAUUUGGAGGCUGACAUCGUGAAGACGUGAAGCUGGGAUGAAGACCUACUGGAUAAAUACUUGAUCUUCAAACAUGUCUGCGGGACAGGCCAUGACAAAGCUGUGGGAGCAGUGGAAGGGUAGAUAAAUGAAGUUUUCCCCCGUUCAUCUUCCCUAUGGCAAACCUGGAGGGUUUUUUUCACCGGAAGGUGGUGUAGCAGAGAAAACUCCCAUGAUUCCUCGCCAGCCUCAACAUCAUCUUCUCUCAUUGUAUUGAUUGAGAGCCCCCUGGUGGCAGAAUCUACAUUCUGUGCCUUUAACAAGUACACUUCAGUAAUGUUCAAUAUGAUCCCCAUAACAGUUUGUCCUACCAGCAGUACUGCCAGCAUAAAAGGACACCGUCCCUGAGAGCCAAGAGGUUUCACGCUUCAGCUGAGAAACUGCAGAAGUUUCCAGAAUCCAGUGUGCAUGAGAACAACAUGAGACCUCUUAAACGCUGGGGCGCACAUAGGUGGCUGUUUGUGCUGUGUGUGGUUUUAGGUUUCCUGUGUUUGGUGUUAGUCUAUCUUCCGCUGAUAGACACGGAAACAAGCAAACCUCUGGACUGGCAUGUCAACCCUGCUCAUAAAAAGCGGGUACAUGAGUACGUUCAAGGAGUUCUGGAGGGUCAGUGUCGUCCCGGCAGCACCAGGCAUGGCUUGUUAGCUCGUCUUCCUGCCACCAGCAGCGAGACACAGCCUUUCUUGUGGAAAGACGUGUUGCUUGACGACGACCUCUUUGUGUAUCCUCCGCCAUUUGGAUUUCAAGGAUUUCGUGGCAAAGUAGAGGACCUGCUAAAGCAGCUGCCAGACUCUGCCUCCGCAGUCCAGCCAGGAAACACAUCAAAUAAAUGUUGUCGCUGUGUGGUCAUGGGAAAUGGAGGCAUUCUCCGAGACCUGGCACUCGGCCCACUGAUCGACCGAUUUGACGUUAUUAUCAGGCUGAACAGUGGUCCUCUGGGAGAGUUCAGUGCUGACGUUGGAAAUCGAACCAGCGUCAGGAUGAGUUACCCGGAGGGCACGCCGCUCCAGUGGGUGGACGCAGACCCACACGCUCUGUUUGUAGCUGUGGUGUAUAAGGGAGUGGACAUCAGCUGGACCUCUGCAAUGAUCAACAAGCUGGCUGUGCCUCUGUGGGACUGGCUCUUUUUCUGGCAGAAGGUUCCAAGUCAGAUCCCUGUUGAGCCCCACAGGUUCAGACUUCUAAACCCUCAUGUCGUCAGAGAGACGGCGCUGCACCUUCUGAAAUACCCUGCGCCCAGACCACGCCUGUGGGGCAGCGACCAGAAUGUGCCCACCAUCGGUGUCUCUGCACUCACUCUAGCCAGUCUUCUGUGUGAUGAGGUCAGCCUGGCAGGCUUUGGCUACAAUCUGUCCCAGCAGGGGGCACCACUGCACUACUACGACCACCUGUCCAUGAGUGCCAUGCUGCAGCAGAAGAUGCACAAUGUGGGCAAGGAGACUGAAAUCCUACAAAGCCUUGUCAAAGAGGGAACCAUCACUGACCUGACCGGGGGGAUUCACUGCUCCUUCUGCCCCAGCUGAUCCCAAGCCUCUUUCCAAUAAAGCACUUUCCUCUCUUGCUUUAAGUGCUUCAAAGAACAAACAUCACACUCUUUGUGUUUACAGAGAAGUGGCAAUAUGAAAGAAAUUAGACUUUAGACUUUUUUGGACUUACAAACACUUGGCAUGAAAGAGGUGAUGGAAAAAAAACAGUUGAGAGUUAAACUUUGCAUGAAGGCCAAGAAAAUGGAGCGCAAUAAGUAAUAUUUGUCUCAAAUGACACAAAAACAUCAGGAGAGAACUUUAGGAAACGUGAAUUUCUCCUGGGAUUUUAGUGUCUUUCUGCAGCAGAUUCAUUCGUCAACAAUAGACUUUUAAACUAACCAGUGAAAUAUAGGUACACCCAUGGCAUCUACAAGUUCUCAUCCAUUGGUUUGUGCAAUACGGUUGUGAAGCUUAGAAUUAGGCUUGAUGACAGUCGCCUUCUUGUGAUUUGUAAGCCAGGAGUGACCAUAUUUGAAUAAGAGGUUGGAGCCUGGGAGGGUCGGUAUCACCUAACACCAGAUGGGGUGCUGAUUUCAAGUAAAACAAACAUUCAAGGGGUGUCUUUUGUACAGCUAAAUGGUUAGCUAUGUUUUUCCUGUUGCCAUGCUAAUGACUUGCCAAUCGCUUUAUGUUCUUAUUUGUUUGGGACCGUAUUUCACAAUUACCUCUGCAGUGUUUCCAUUCCGUUGGUUAAUUUCUUUUAGUUGUAUACAGUCGAGUUGACUGUAGUAAUACAUGUUUAACUUUCCUCCUGCUGUAGUUAGCACUGCGUCAAGUUCUACAGUACUUCCUCAUCGUUAUUAUGAUGGUAGUUCUUCAUGGUUCAAUGGUGAGUCAUAGUUAUCAUCAAAACGUGGUUAUAAAGACAUUCUGUCCACUUUCAGACUGAGCGUCGGAGCCUCUGAUCAGACGUUGGUAUUAAUGUUCACACUGGAAGAUCUAAAUCUACAUCUAAGGAAACGGUGAAACAGAACUGGUACUUUUGUGACAUAGAUCUGUAUUUAUAAGCACAUUUAUUAAUUUAUUGUAAAUCCGCUCAAUUAUUUUACAGCUAUUGUUUACUUUUUGGUCUGUGAUUUUUUUGGUUGAGUUAUACAUGAAGAUUUACAUUAAUUCAUAUUUUUUAUUUGUAUUUUGUCAAAUAAACUGCUCAAACUAAGUUUAUUUAUAGAAAAGAAAAGUUUUAAUUAAAUCAUAACAUUUUGUAUUUUUGUAAUGUCGUCAUUGAAAACUGUGUCAUGUCAGAUGUAACUUUUACAACGUCAUGCUUUUAAUCUGCUAUUUGAGUUCUUACAACAUGUUCUUCCUUCAUUUUGAGGGGUCGUGUUGUCAGUAGAAGUACUAAAUUGCGUACAUGGCUGAUAACAGGACAUGCUUAUUAUUAAAAAAGGUAGAUCUAUGGAAUAAAAAAACAGUGAAAUGCUCAAUUUAAUGUGAAUUUUACCUACGAGGUUUGUUUAAACUGGACUCUGGUCUUUCUGAGUUACUAAUAUGUACCACUCCCAUUAUUACUGUAAGACAUCACAUGAAAAUGUAAGUUUAUGAUGCUGCUCCCUUUGUUACGCUGAUUUUGUAUUUCACAAGUCGUAAUUUAUUGCUCUGUUUCCCCUAAUUAAAAUGUAAAUAAAUAAGAACAAGAAAACAUUA